GGGGGGUGGCAAUAUGGCCGUCGGUCAGUCGGUAUCGAACCGCCGUGCCGAGCGGAGCUCCUACGCUGACUCGUGCGCGCGUAGGCACGGCACCGCUGCUCCGUUCUGCUCCGUAGUGGACGGGACGGGCGCUCUGGAUAUCCGGCAGGCGCGCGCGCCGCAACGUCCGCACUCACCGAUGGCUUCCCGGCCUUCGCGCGCAAUCCCCGAGAAUCUCGCCGUCGCCGUCGUCAGUCCGGUCGAAUUCGUAGGACGCGCUCGUCAGUUGGUUGCGAGAGUCGUCCGGUAACUUCCGAGCAGUAGUGAUUAGCAAAACAGCAGCGGCAGGAAGACAGUGGGGUGACAGUCGGUGAGAAUUAGUCAGUGAAAAUUGGCAAUUCAGCGGUGAGGCUCACGUAAACAUGGAUGCUGGAGCUGGGCAGGGUAAAAAACAAAUCCGUGUGGGAUUUUACGAUAUCGAGGGCACCAUCGGCAAGGGCAACUUUGCCGUUGUUAAGCUGGCCAGACAUCGAAUCACGAAAACGGAGGUGGCCAUCAAGAUAAUCGACAAGACUCAAUUAGAUCCUACCAAUUUGGAGAAAGUAUACAGAGAGGUCGAAAUUAUGAAGCAGUUGGAGCAUCCUCAUAUCGUUAAAUUAUAUCAAGUCAUGGAGACGAAGAAUAUGAUCUACAUGGUGUGCGAGUACGCGAGCAAAGGUGAAAUAUUCGAUUACAUAGCACGCUACGGAAGAAUGGGAGAGCCCAGAGCACGUGCGACGUUCGCGCAGAUACUCUCCGCGGUCGAAUACUGCCAUGUGACGGGUGUGGCGCAUCGCGAUCUAAAAGCGGAGAAUUUGCUUCUGGACGCGCAGAUGAACGUGAAAAUCGCCGACUUCGGCUUUAGCAACAGAUUCGCUCCGGGUGAGCGACUGAGCACUUGGUGCGGUAGUCCGCCUUACGCCGCCCCGGAGGUUUUCCGCGGGAAACAUUACGCCGGCCCGGAAAUUGAUGUAUGGAGUCUGGGUGUUGUAUUGUACGUGUUGGUAUGCGGAGCACUGCCCUUCGAUGGAUCAACUCUUCAAUCAUUAAGAGAUCGCGUACUAAGCGGCAGAUUUAGAAUUCCUUACUUUAUGAGCACAGACUGCGAGAGCUUAAUACGCAAGAUGUUAGUGUUGGAGCCUUCCAAACGAUACACCAUUCCACAAAUUAAACGGCAUCGUUGGAUGGCAGGAACAGCGGAUAGUAUAUGUUCGGUGAUUGUAACGAGGCCAUCGUCGUCUAUUCAAGAACCGAACGAGCAAAUACUUCGACUCAUGCACAGUUUAGGAAUAGACAUCACUCGCACCAGAGAGUCUUUACGAAACAGCAGCUAUGAUCAUCACGCGGCUAUCUAUUUCUUACUGUUGGAAAGAUUGAAGCAACAUCGUGUCAGCAGCACCAUUAAUAAUACUUGCUGGUCUACUGUUGCAAGAACAAAAGAAGAUAAAUUUAAAUCAAGAGCAAGAGAUGAUACCGGCAGAGGAGGUAAAAGAUUCAGCUCGACGAGCUCUUCAACCGAUGAAGGUUGUUGCAGCGCGGAGGGCGAUUUGGAGGAAGGGCCGAGCGGCGACGAGUUGCGCGAAGCGCAGAUCAAACUCGAGGAGCACCGAUUAGGCCUAGAUCACGAUAUCAGUCAACGAAUUGACAGUCAGAUAGUCAAUCGAAGGUUAAGCGAUUACCAGCAUCAUUUUGAUAACCCGCUUAUGGAUCCUAUUGAUCCUCCCAGUCGGACGACGCUGUUCAUGGCGGGCGGCAGCGGUAGCUCGUCCUCGGAACUCUUCGAAUCCAGCUUUGAUUCUGGCUGCCCGCCAGAUUACACGGGGACGAAUUGCUUCACGAGCAGUCUACCGUCCUGCACGCCACCGCCACCUAAAAGUCCAUCCCCGAUCACUGGUAGGAUAUCUCGAGUCUCUCAAGGACGAAGAGCGUCCGACGGUGGACCCAGAUUACUGUUCUGUCAGCAAGGCAGCGGAGACAGGCCAUCUAAGCAGAGAAGUAUUCAAGAUUCGGGGAAGGCACGAGGUCAUCUGGACCUAGUCCAUCUUAGGCCACCGUCCACACCGCCCGACAAUCAGCAGCAAUUCAAGAUGCGCGGCGAUUCGGGCACGCAGCUGCAACUUUUGGUACAGCAACGCAUGCUGCAGCAAAAACGCAACCUGUAUCAUCGGCACCGAGCUGGCGGCAGUCCAACACCGAUCCCGGUCUCUACCAGCAGCACCAGCAGACGCGCCGAUCAUGUGCCGAGGCAAGACAGUUACAAGCUGGCCCAGCGAACGCAGAUUUUGCCGCCUCUCUCUCAGGGUCACGUCGACCGAGACUUCGACAGAGACAGGAAGCGAGACGAGGAGAGAUGGAAGAGUCUACCGUCCCGAUUGGCAGCGGACUGCCAGUUAGCGGAGAGAUCGCUAAUAUGGAGCCAGCAGGUGGGCCUUAGUGGAGGCGCGUCUUACUUACCACCGGGCAGUGUAGGUGGUUUCUUGUGGCCCACCAGCAGCAAUCCACAUUCAACCAUCUUCGAGAAUGUAGGAGAUCCCAUGGAAUAAACUUCUGCCCUAUAUUAUUAGUAAUUAUCUCGAGAUCUUGCGUAUGAAAAGCCAAGCCAAACUGUUAUGUCGAUUCUUUAUCUAUCUUUCUUUCUUUCUCUCUCCAUCCCUCUCUCUUUUUCUCUCUUUCUCUCAGCAGUGUUUCCUUCCCAGUCCUUCCGCAUUGACUUAUAUUAUUAAAAUAGUUACAUAUCAUUUUAUCUCGGACAGAGAUACGUUAAGGGACUAUGUCAUAUAUGAAGAAUUUAAUAUAACAUAUUCAUUCGUCUAUAAUGAUCAUCUACUUUACAUACUCAAGAUCUCUGAUUAGAUGUAUGGUACAUGUUACUGAAUGCCAAAGAUUUACACUUUUAUACUUUUAUCCAUCUGAGACACUGCUAACGGAGAAUUCGGUGUUUAAAUAUAAUGAAAACUUAUAGACGUUUUUCAUGUGCAAGCCGUUUGCUAAAAUGCUGCUUCAUAAAGUUAUACUAUUUAUCUCGCUACAGUGUAUUCUAUGUCCGUAUAAAAAAAAUCACGCAUGUAUCUGUACCGUGAGAGACAGGAGAUUAAUGUCCAUUUCUUCGAUGUGCGCAUUGCAAAUGGCACAAAAGGAUUUAUACGGAGGAAUCUUUGCCGUACAGUAACAUAUGUACCUGCCUUAUUAAAAUGACUGAUUCUACCAGUCAAAUAUCCAAUUAUAUCAUAGACUGAUAAUUAACAAGACGAAACACCAAAUUUGGUUGAAGAGCAAGUGGCAUAUGACUUGCCUUACGGCACUCGCUGUUGAGAGUUACAGCGAGACAACUGUGAAGUUUUUGAGCAUCCUUAAGUGGGGUUUUUGAUUGACAAGUUCGAAUUUAGAUGUAGAAAGCUCAGAGGAUUCGUUCAUUUUCGUGACUGUGUACUCAUGCAUGUAAAACGAGAAUGAUAGAAUACAUGCGUCGAAUUGACGCGCGAUACGGAAGUCUUUAAGAAAAUAUAACGUACUGCCAAUGAGUGAGGAAACAACGAGUGCUCAAGUCGUUGAUGAGGUAUAAAUAAUAAAAGGUUAUAUAGAGUUAAGGCAUAGAAAUGAAAUAUCGAGCAGACAUGUAAAGAAUAGGAGUGCGACUGAGAUAGAAUUAAAAUUCUUCCCGCAGGGAAAAACACAAGUACUAUGCCACUUCCGCUUUUCUGUUUAUUUAAUCCGAAGAGUGGAAACACGACGCGAGUUUCGAGGGAUUUUCAGUUUUCUUAAUAAGCGUUCCAGUAAUACUGUACAAAAUUAGUGAUGUUUUCCUCUUCCACUCUUCACUGAUGACUAUAGAGAAUAGGAAAUAAUAACGGAAAACAAUAAUAUUAGCAGUAAAUAGUAGCUAACAUGUAAGAGACGAGAAGUGCUGCAUUCUGUAAAGAUGUUUAAAUAAAUUAUUUAUGUGAUCACACGAAUUUCCUAUAGAAGAGUAUAAGUUGAAUGACAUUUUGUAUAUGUUAUCUCUUUCUAGAAAUAUUUAUAGCCACAUUAAUAGUUGCACUACUUUUAUACAAGUGUCUUUCAUGAAUAUUCGCUGGUACUCUAAAUAUGGUUUUUUCUAAACAGGAUGUUCUUCUAUUUCGACAGCUCUGUUUUAUGAGCUUCUUGCAUGAUUAUAAUUAUUAGGAAACGUUAAAAGAGAAACAAUAAUGAUUACGAAACAGUUUGUACGUUUGAUAUGAAUACAGCACUUUAAAAAGAAAAAACAAUAUAUAUAUACAUAUAUAUAUUAUUAGAAUCUAGUAAUUUAGCCAGUAGUGUAAGCAAUACCGGCCGCGCACAACUGACAACGACUUUACUAUUCAAAUUUUUCGCCAUUUUUUACCCGACAGGAAACAAUCAAACUUCGCUCAAAAAUCUUUUGAUAAGUAAAACAUAACUGUUAAGUUAGCCUAAUUGCAAACGAGAUCUAUCAUUCGCAAAACGGACAUCGACGCAGGAUAUCCAUGAAUCUCAGGAAUUGAAAAUCAAUUUUGGCAUUAUUGCGAGUUCUCUCAUUCGCCUGUCUUUUCUGGACUGAUAGAGCUUCGAACUGCGUAAAAUGGAGAUCCAAUACAAUAUAUGUUUCAGUGAGCAAUAAUUAAUUUCACUUAUCCAUCAAAACAUUUAUGCAUGUUCGACUACACGGCUCUUGCGAGAAAUGUUGCGACGAUUACAUGUGAUAUGUAGCUAUUAUUUCAUGAAACGUAAUCUGUUUAAGGGCUGAAGCUACAUUUUUGCGGAAGUAAUUAUUUGCUAUCAAGCAAUGACUGCCACAUACGGACAAUUCGUCGUAUCAAACUAAUCCGACUGAAAUAGUCACUUAUAUGUGCAUACAACAUAACUAAUUCAGUUAGCUCAUGCUCUUAGCAAAGUGCGCAUAUAAUAUUACUUCAACAGUCAUAUACGAUAGUAAGUAGUUACUUUUUGUAAAUUGCAACAAAUUGUCGACGUAUGUAUGUAUACAUGCGGGUUCUGAAUAAAACAUAUGCAGAUUGAAAAAUUAAA
Odontomachus brunneus is the source of this 5043-nucleotide messenger RNA. RefSeq names its product MAP/microtubule affinity-regulating kinase 3-like. The transcript has 10 exons. Gene Ontology annotation, cellular component: cytoplasm. The coding region runs from base 402 to 2561 and encodes 719 amino acids. The record is from RefSeq and is a predicted model, not a curated record. Gene Ontology annotation, biological process: protein phosphorylation; intracellular signal transduction; microtubule cytoskeleton organization. NCBI's taxonomy places the organism in Eukaryota, Metazoa, Arthropoda, Insecta, Hymenoptera, Formicidae. Gene Ontology annotation, molecular function: protein serine/threonine kinase activity; ATP binding; tau-protein kinase activity.